AUGGGCGCCGCCAUCUGCCUCCUCAUUCACUUCCUCUCCCCGGAACCCUUCAACGGCGCCGUUUUAGUCGCCCCCAUGUGCAAAAUCUCCGACAGCGUCAGACCCAGAUGGCCCAUUCCCCAGAUCCUCACCUUCCUCGCCAGAUUCUUCCCCACUCUCCCCAUCGUCCCCACCCCCGAUCUCCUCUUCAAGUCCGUCAAGGUUCCCCGCAAGAAACUCAUCGCCAACAUGAACCCUUUGAGGUAUCGCGGAAAGCCGAGGUUGGGCACCGUCGUCGAACUUUUAAGGGUUACCGACUUCCUCAAUCAGAGGCUCUCUGAUGUCAACCUUCCUUUCAUUGUCUUGCACGGCAGCGCCGAUGCUGUCACCGACCCCGAUGUGAGUAGGGAGUUGUACCGCGAAGCCAGGACCCUCGAUAAGACCAUCAAGGUUUACGACGGGAUGAUGCAUUCCUUGCUGUUCGGAGAGACCGAUGAAAAUGUUGAGAUUGUCAGAAACGAUGUUCUGUCGUGGCUGCUCGCUAGGUCUGGUGGGGAAACAAGACUUCAAUGA
Molecule: messenger RNA, 552 nt
Organism: Vigna angularis (adzuki bean)
Lineage: Eukaryota; Viridiplantae; Streptophyta; Magnoliopsida; Fabales; Fabaceae
Product: caffeoylshikimate esterase-like
Exons: 1
Coding region: 1-552 (183 amino acids)
Cellular component (GO): membrane
Molecular function (GO): lipase activity
Source: RefSeq, a predicted model, not a curated record